AAGUCUCGCGAGUACGAGCGGCGGCUGCCCUUGGACGCUGGGAGCCGGCCGGGCGUGCGGUGUGGGGCCGGGGCUUCGCGGUCAUGGUGCGGACGCUUCUUCAACAAUACCUGGACAUCCCCGAUGGCACCGAGUGCCACCGCAAGACCUACGCCAGUACCACACUCAGUGGUGCCGCUGGCCUGAUCUUCUCCGCCUACAGCGUCACGCUCCGGCCGCCAGACUCCUUCCUAGAGGGAGUGGCGAGGACAGGGCGAUACACGUUUACUGCAGCCGCCAUCGGCGCCAUAUUUGGCCUCACCUCCUGCAUCAGCGCCCAGGUCCGAGAGAAGCCCGACGACCCCCUGAACUACUUCAUUGGAGGCUGUGCCGGAGGCCUGACCCUGGGAGCGCGCACCCACAGCUACGGGAUCGGAGCCGCCGCCUGCGCAUACAUGGGCACGAUCGCCGCGCUGGUCAAGAUGGGCCAGCUGGAGGGCUGGAAGGUGUUCGCAGCGCCCAAGGUGUGAGCCCUGCCACCUCCCGUGUCCCCGGACAGGUUGAAAUGCGACUAAAAAUAAACUCUGCGUAUACUUGUG
Messenger RNA from Hyaena hyaena (striped hyena), 578 nucleotides. RefSeq names its product NADH:ubiquinone oxidoreductase subunit A11 (gene NDUFA11). The coding region runs from base 84 to 509 and encodes 141 amino acids. Lineage: Eukaryota; Metazoa; Chordata; Mammalia; Carnivora; Hyaenidae. The transcript has 4 exons. Gene Ontology annotation, biological process: mitochondrial respiratory chain complex I assembly. The record is from RefSeq and is a predicted model, not a curated record.